AUGUAUAUUAGUUUAUGCGCUGCAACAGUUUAUGAUGCUACAAUUGGGUACAAGCAUCGGUGCCCAUCUUUCUUGGACAAUGCAUGUGGGGUGGACCCAUCCGAAGUUCACAUUCAUAUUCGGCGUAUUCCUCUUGCUGACAUCCCAACAUCCGAAGACAAGGCAGCUUCUUGGUUGAUGGAUACAUUCUGUCUCAAGGAUCAGUUGCUCUUUGAUUUUUAUUCAAAGGGUCAUUUCCCUCGUGAAGGAAUAGAAGGAGGUCUGUCUACCAUGAAGUGUCUGGUAAACUUCAUUUUUGUAAUCAUCUUGACCAGCAUAUGUGCAUUUCUCACCUUUUUUUCCUCCAUUUGGUUCAAAAUUUAUAUUUCCCUUGUUUGUGCAUAUCUGGCAUCUGCUACAUAUCUUGAUAUUCGACCAUCACCCAUUGUGGCUUUUUGA
This is a messenger RNA of Ilex paraguariensis (yerba mate), 438 nucleotides long. NCBI's taxonomy places the organism in Eukaryota, Viridiplantae, Streptophyta, Magnoliopsida, Aquifoliales, Aquifoliaceae. The record is from the annotation of a GenBank genome assembly.